Molecule: messenger RNA, 3495 nt
Organism: Closterium sp. NIES-65
Lineage: Eukaryota; Viridiplantae; Streptophyta; Zygnematophyceae; Desmidiales; Closteriaceae
Source: the annotation of a GenBank genome assembly
AUGGCACGUCGCCAGCUCCGCCAGGGCUGGGGGAAGAUCGGGGGGAGGGAGAUGGUGGGGAUGGGGAGACAGGGGAAGCGGGGGAGGGGUGGCUGGAGGAGGGCAGCAGCAGCGGUGACAGGGGGAGUGAGGGGAAAGGCAGGGGAGGGGGCGUGUGGGUGUGCGAGAACCCACAAUAUGUGGAUCUGGUGGGGGUGGGGGGGGGGAGCGGGGGGAAUCGGGGGAAGCAGCGGGGGAGGCGGGGGAGUGCAGUGGGCGGAGUGGGCGGGGAGGGUGCAUGAGCUGGCAGGCGUGUUUGUGAGUGGUGAGGGGCGGGUGUUCAACUCAACCCACGUGUUCCAUGCCAAUGGCUGCCACGGGCUCACCCAGUUCUUCUACCCUUUCGGCACCCGGGUAACCAUCCACGAUACCCUCGUCAAUCUCCUCGUCCCCAGAGGCCACGUGGCAGCUGCUGACGUGGCAGGCAGCAGAGACAGGAGCGGGGCAACGGUGUUACAACUGGCACCGCUGCUGCUGCAAGUGGCGCCGUUUCUGAGAGAGAAUCCGGAGUUGCCGCUGCUGCUGGGGCAGGCACGGUGCAGUGCAGUGCUGUGCUGUGCGUCUGUUAGGGACACCUUUGCUGCUGGGCGGUUUAUGGGUAUGUGGAGUGCACUUCUGCUCCCUCGCCUGCUCGCCUCUGCAUCUCUCAAUGCAACCAUCGUCGUGCCUCCUGCUGCUGACGAGCUCUUCUUUGUCAGGCGCCUCAUUCAGGUGAUUCCUCAGGUGACUCAGGUGAUUCCAGUGGUGACUGAGGUAAUUCUUUACAUGACUCAGGCACCUGAGGCGCUCAGUGUGGUCCCAUCUCCGCUCUUCCCUCCGCAGUUCUUUUGUCCCUUCUCCUCCUCCCUAUCUCUCUCACCUCCCCAGCCCAUUCAGCAGCACUGUGUGCACCUUAGCCCCUCAGUGUCAUUCCAUCUCCCCUCCCACUUCCUCCUCUCAGCCUCAUCGCAUGUCUUGCCCCCUGUUCACCUCCCUGCCUCUCUCGCCUCCCCCUCCACCAGCCCACCCAGCAGCACUGCGCCCACCCAGCAGCACUGCGGCCGUCUGAGCCCCUCAGUGUGGACCCACCUUCGAUCCUCCUUCCUCCUCCACCCUUCCUCUAACCACCUGCCCCUGCUUCAACCUGAUUGGUCGCUGCGGCCGGCAGUGGGCGGCACAUACCAGGACAAACGCAGCCACCCGGACAGUAGUGAAAAGGAGGAUGACAGUAGUGGUAUUGGAGAGGAGAGUGGGGGGAGGGAUAGGGUGGAAGGAGAGGGAGAGGAAGGGCAAGAGGGGAGUGUGAAGGGAGUGAGGGAGGAGGGGAAGGUGGUGGUGGUGGCGAUGCCUCGUGGCGUCCAGAUGGCGGAGUUUGAUUGGCUCGUGGGUCUGCUGAGGCAGCAGUUUGGGGAGAGCAACGUCACUGUGCCGCUUCUCUCCAACCCCUUGCCCGACCCGUUCCUUUCGUCUUCUUCCAUCAUCCAAUCCCUGAGUGCCACGUGUCACCUGCACGUCGUCUCUGUGCCGUCCGAGCGGCUGAAUUUCAAACCUCUGCCGAAGCUGUGGCUCGUCACCGAGCCUGAGGCUCGGGAGGAUGGGGAAAUGGAUCUAGGAGAUUCCCAAGGAGGAGGAUCGGCAGUAGGUGCGGAGGGGGGGAGUUUGGGGAAGGACGCUGUUGGAGAUGCAGAUGAGAAGAGGGAAAAUGGUGAUGAGAAUAGUGAUGAUGCUGAUUGGGGAGAGGAAGCCGAGGAAGAGAGGGAAGGAGAGACCAAGUCUAUGCAGGUAGAAGGGAAGCGUGAAGAAGCGGAGGAGGAGAGAGGAGAGAAAGAGGAGGAUGUGGGAGGGAUCCGGAUUACCUGGAGCAGAGAGGACCUGGGGGAGGCUGUAUCUGAGGCAUGCCUUCACCUGGGCUUGGAUUGUCUUCGGCUUGGAAGCAGAGGAGCAGCAGAAGAGCGCGUGAGUGAAGCAGAGAGGAAGAAAAGGGAGAGGCUGGAGAAGCGAUUGCGGAGGCGGGAGGCUGAGGCCUGGAAGGUUCCUGGAAGCUGGCUGCGGCGCCGGCGCGAUGUGCGGGUGUUUGAGCGGUGGCUAGAGCAAGCGGAUGAGGGAGUGGGGGUGUCCGGUAUAAAAGCGGAUGAGAUUGUAAGGAGGGGCGGGAGCGAGGAGGAGUGGACAGUAAGAGAAUCGCUUAAGUACGAAUGGAGAACUCCACCUGGCAAAUGCCCAUUGGGCGGCUUAAAAACUUUUGACGGAGCUGCGUUUUGCAAGCGGGCAAGGGAGGAGAGAGGGACUAUUAACAUUGUGUUUCUCGGGGAUUCCCUGACCUUCCAAAUGGCUGGGAGCUUCUUGAACGGUCUGCUUCGGCACAUCGCCAAGCCUGCGUCCUGGGCUGUGGACGAAUUUGAACCUAAGCAGUGCGUGGACUGGCUCCUUGGGAGAGGAGGGGCAGAAUCAGGAGGAGGAGGGGUGAGUGAGGAUGGUUCCAGGAAGCCGCGCCGUGCUGCUCGCUGGAGGAAUUUAAGAAGUAGGGAUGGUAGUACUAGUGCUAUUACAGGAGCUGCUAAUAUCGGGGAUGAAGAGGUGGCGGAAGGAGAAGAGGAAGGAGAGGAGGAAGAGGGGGAGGAGGGGGAUCGGGGUUCCGCUCCCGUGGUGGUGACACCACAUCCGUUCUGCAAGGUCUAUGUGUUUCACGAGAAUGUGUGUCCGGGGGUAAAAAUUCAUGUGAUUCGCAACGACCACCUUUAUAUCCAGGACCCUGAUUUAGCCAGCCCCGCUGACGGCAGCAGCACCACCAGCAGCAGCAACGGGAGUGCGACAGGUGGCAGCGUGCCAUUUGAUCACAUGCCGUGGCACUUGUAUGACGGUUUGGUGAGUGCUGAUGUGGUGGUAGUUAACCGAGGCGCACAUUAUGUCGGUGGGAGGGAUUUUGAGCUCUCGGUGCGGGCUGCCAUGAGGCUGCUUCGCAGGAAGCUUCCUCGCGCCCUUCUUGUCUACAGGAAUUCGCCGCCCGGCCAUGUCAACUGCUCAUCAUACGACCGGCCAAUAAAAAUUCGGCAGGAUCCGGCGACGUUGCCGUUCCACUGGGAUACGUUUUCGUCGCAAAAUGAUAUUGCGAGGGAGAUAGCGGAGGAGGUGAAAGCAGUGUACAUGGAUGUUGAUACAAUGACGGCACUUAGACCAGAUGGCCAUAAGGGGGGACUCGUUACUGGUGAGGAGGGUGCGGGGAGUGAGGGGGAUGAGGGGGGCGAGGGGGGUGCGGGGGGUGAGGGGGGUGACGGGGGUGCGGGGAGUGGUGGGGGUGAGGGGGGUGCUGGACCAUCCCCUGCAGUGCUGGACCAUCCCCUGCAGUGCUGGACCAUCCCCUGCAGUGCUGGACCAUCCCCUGCAGUGCUGGACCAUCCCCUGCAGUGCUGGACCAUCCCCUGCAGUGCUGGACCAUCCCCUGCAGUGCUGGACCAUCCCCUGCAGUGCUGGACCUAA